AAAAAUGUAACACAUUUCCUGUUCGUGAUAUGAAAUGUGUCCGGCUAGACAAGCUAUGAAACCUUCUUGAAGUAAACUCUAAAUAUCAUUACAAACUGCAAAGUAUGGCAUCGGCUCCUUCCCCAUCCCCUCACAACCGGAGCAGGAGUGAGGAUGAGGAUGAUCCGGUGGAUACCAUGAUCUCCAGGACAGGCUGUGCUGAGCUGCACUUCGCUCUGCAGGACUGUAUGGCUGAGCACCAGGACUGGAGGAAGUGUCAGACUGAGGUUCAGAAGUUUAAGGAGUGUAUGACCACCUACCAGAACUCUCGAAAAGAGCAGCUCCUGAAGCAAAGGACGUCAGCUACAUAAUCUGCCCUCUGAGACAGUUAAAAUACAAUAAAAUCUCGUUUUCUUAACAAAAUGCGUUGUGUCAAGAAUGCAUAGACAGAGAUACUUCAUGAAAGGUGACUUUUUCAAGUACAUUUUAAUGUAGGCUAAGCUUAAUGUGCAUAGCAUAAUUAUUUUACAAUGACCAAAACUUCACACGUUUUUUUAAUACUUUGGUUUGAGAAGGUGUGGCCAAUUUGCAAUGGACUCAGGUGCUACAUUUAACUCACAAACUGGACAAUUAUAUUAAAUAAAUGUUCCUGGUGUUUCUUUUAUUCGCCUUCAAAAUAUAUUUGAAUGGAAUUGGUCUUAGGGUUUUUUUCUUUUCUUUUUGUGCAUCUUUAUUGUUUUGUAGUUUAUCUUUAACAAACAAAAAAGUUUCCGACUGAAGUCAUCCGGCAGGAAGUGACAUCAUUUUGGAGGGAAUACAACAGCACUGCACUGCACUUUAGUAAGAUUAGUUGUAGAUUUGUCUGGUGUUACAAUAUGUGCUGCUAGUUGAGAUUGAUAUAAAGGCAAUUGUGAGUUUAUAUCUCACAAUUCUGAGUUCAUACCUAAACUUGGAGUUGUAGGAAGAAAUAAUUGCACAAUAAACUCGCAAUUGCUUCCGUAAUGUUGUGUCUGAGCUUUACUACUGCUUUACUCUUUUAUAUAAGUGAUUUUGAAAAGCAUACUCUAAAUAAGCCACAGUAUGUUCAAAGUUCUGAAGCUAGAAUAUUAACUUGGACUGACACAAGAGAUCACACUACCAUUUUAAAAUCAUUGCACUGAGUUGAUUUUCAAGUUAUUAUGCUCACAUACGGUACAAAGCACUUCAUGGACCGACUCUGGAGUAUUUACCUCAGCUUUUAACACCACAUUUUCCUGAACAAAGUCUGGGAUGUUCAAUGGGUGACAGAGCAUUUUCCAUAUCUGCUCCUCUCGUAGAAUUUUUGAAACAUAUUUGUAUUUUCCUUGUAUGUUUACCUUGUUAAGCACUUUGUGAAGCUCCUUUAAAGGCACUAUAAAAAAAAAAUAAAAUUAUGAUUUA
This is a messenger RNA of Pimephales promelas (fathead minnow), 1398 nucleotides long. It is a transcript of the gene coa4, whose product is annotated as cytochrome c oxidase assembly factor 4 homolog. Gene Ontology annotation, biological process: mitochondrial respiratory chain complex IV assembly. Gene Ontology annotation, cellular component: mitochondrial intermembrane space. Lineage: Eukaryota; Metazoa; Chordata; Actinopteri; Cypriniformes; Leuciscidae. The record is from RefSeq and is a predicted model, not a curated record.